Adineta ricciae is the source of this 1206-nucleotide messenger RNA. The record is from the annotation of a GenBank genome assembly. Lineage: Eukaryota; Metazoa; Rotifera; Eurotatoria; Adinetida; Adinetidae.
AUGGAUGCAGAUGAAACUGAAAAAAAAUUCAAUUCUGAUAUUAUUUAUAAUAAAUAUGAGGAUUUAUUAAAUAAUUUGAAUAAUAAUAUUCCAUCUCCAAUUGGUUUUCGUAUUGCUGAAUCACCAAUAUUUCUUAGCAAUGAUUUUCGUGAUAGAAUUAUAAUGGCUGGUAAUUAUAUUAUCGAUUUUAUAUUACAUCCUGAUUUUAAACAAAUAACAGAAGAUUCUAUUCCUAAAAAAUGGCGUUGUGCAAAUGAAAAUAAUCAUCCACAUGUUAUUAUAAUGGAUUUUGCAAUACAUAACGAUACAAAUGGAAAUCUUGUACCUAAAUUAAUUGAAUUACAAGGUUUUCCAUCUAUUUAUGCAUUACAAGCUGAUUUAGGUAUGUUUUAUCAAACAAUAUAUGGAAUUCCUGACAAUUGGAAUAUUUAUUUUAAUGGAUUAGAUAGAAUUCAUUAUUUUAAUUUACUUAAAGAAACUAUUGUAGGAUCUCAUCAACCGGAUGAAGUUGUACUUUUGGAUAUUAAUCCUCAUAAACAGCAUACAGCCGCUGAUUUUUAUUUAACGCAAAAAUAUUUAGGCAUAUCGAUUGUCUCAUUAACAGAUUUACAACGAAAAGGUAAACAGUUAUUUUAUGAAUGUCAAGGAAAGCAAAAAUUAAUCAAACGAAUUUAUAACCGUCUGGUUUUUGACGAAAUCGCUGAUAAAGAAAAUAUUUUCGAGGAAAAUGUUGAUUUAAGACAAGAUCUUGAUGUUGAAUGGAUAACACAUCCUCAUUGGUUUUAUCGUAUAAGUAAAUAUAUUUUACCUUAUCUUAAAGGUGAAUUCAUACCAAAAACAUAUUUCUUAAAUCAAAUUAAUCAAAAUCUUCCCAAUGAUCUUGAAAAUUAUGUAUUAAAACCAUUAUUUUCAUUUGGUGGCCGAGGUGUUCUUAUUGAUAUUACAAAAGAUGAUAUUAAAAAAAUAGAAGAUCCAUUUGAAUGGAUAAUUCAAGAAAAAGUUGAAUAUCAUCCUUUGUUUCAUUUUAAUCUUCAGGAUAUAAAAGGAGAAAUUCGUUUAAUGUAUCUUUGGCCCGAUGAUUAUAAACGACCAAUAUUGACUACAAACUCCACGCGUUUAAGCAAUGGAAAAACAAUCAAUGUUCGACAUAAUGAAAAUUCUCGAUGGACGGGUGCAUCAAUUGCUUUUAUACAAAAUUCGAACUAA